AUGGAUUUCCAAGACUUCACUAUUAUUGACAAGAGCUGGAUAGGACUUCCAAGAGACCACGACGCAUUCAAAGCAGGAGUUCGAAAUUUCAUAGACUAUGCGAGCUGGGAUUUAGAACCCGACCAGAAAAUAUUUUGUCCUUGUAAGGAUUGCAAUAACAAUAAGAGAGAGCUUGUGUCUGUAGUGCACGGACAUAUUCUGUGGAAUGGAUUUAUGCCGGGAUAUGUCGAUUGGGUAUACCAUGGAGAAGGGGAUGACCAGGUGAGGGAAACAACCAAUACUGGAAAUGUGGUGCAGGAAGACGAUGAAGAAAUGUCUGAUUUGCUGCAAGAAAUGAACUAUAACGCCUCCAAUUUUUACAAGUUGCUGAACGAUGCACAGUCCCUCGGUGGAUUGAACAUCAAGGGGUUUGAUGCGUUGUUGAGUCUCUUGACCAAAGCCUUUCCGGAUGCCAAACUACCAAAGAAUUUUUAUGAAGCUAGAAAAACAAUCAAGGGCUUGGGUCUUGGAUACAUUUUGAUCGAUGCUUGCGAGAAUGAUUGUGUUUUGUUCUGGAAAGAGAAUGCAGAUAAAACUUCUUGCCCGGUAUGUCAUGCUUCAAGAUGGAAAACUACUGAAUUGAAUGUGGAUAACGAAUCAAUCAGAAGAACACCAAGAGGUAAAAACAUUCCAGUAAAGCAAUUGCGGUACUUCCCUUUGAAUCCAAGACUUCAGAGGUUAUUUAUGUCUUCAAAGACCGCUUCUUAUAUGCGAUAUCAUGCCAAAAGACGUCCCAAAGAUGGAGUUUUGAGGCAUCCAGUUGAUGCAGAGACAUGGAAGACCUUUGAUAAGAAGCACCUAGCGUUUGCAGCUGAUCCUCGCAAUGUAAGACUUGCAUUAGCAACUGAUGGGAUGAAUCCGUUUGGGAAUAUGUUGCAUCCACAUAAUACAUGGCCAGUUGUUCUCAUCAAUUAUAACUUACCACCGUGGUUGUGUAUGAAAGAGGAAAAUUUUAUCUUGUCUAUGAUAAUUCCUGGACCCAAAUCCCCAGGAAACGACAUCGAUGUGUAUUUGCAACCACUCAUAGAGGAAUUGAAGGAAUUGUGGGAUGAAGGUGUUGAAACUUACGAUAUUUCAAAGAAAGAGAAUUUUAAACGUCGUGCAGCAUUACUUGGCACCAUCAGUGAUUUCCUGCACUAG
Papaver somniferum (opium poppy) is the source of this 1179-nucleotide messenger RNA. RefSeq lists its product as uncharacterized. Bases 1 to 1179 code for a protein of 392 amino acids. The transcript has 2 exons. NCBI's taxonomy places the organism in Eukaryota, Viridiplantae, Streptophyta, Magnoliopsida, Ranunculales, Papaveraceae. The record is from RefSeq and is a predicted model, not a curated record.